Molecule: messenger RNA, 2223 nt
Organism: Triticum dicoccoides
Lineage: Eukaryota; Viridiplantae; Streptophyta; Magnoliopsida; Poales; Poaceae
Product: metacaspase-4-like
Exons: 5
Coding region: 169-2079 (636 amino acids)
Biological process (GO): proteolysis
Cellular component (GO): cytoplasm
Molecular function (GO): cysteine-type endopeptidase activity
Source: RefSeq, a predicted model, not a curated record
AACGCCAGCAGACAGCCGGCGCCAACCCAAAACAAAACAAAAAGCCCCAGCAGCAAACCCCACCAAAUCCACGCCAUUUCCAUCCAUCGGACUCCCCGAGGCCCGCCGCCUCGCCUCGCCGCACCACCGCCAACGCCGUCGCCGACGACCGCCGAGCCGAACCCAAGGAUGGGGCGGAAGCGCGCGGUGCUGGUGGGCAUCAACUACGCGGGCACCAAGGCGGAGCUCAAGGGCUGCCACAACGACGUGGCCCGCAUGCGCCGCUGCCUCGUCGACCGCUUCGGCUUCGAAGACGCCGGCAUCCGCGUCCUCUCCGACGCCGACCGGGCCGCGCCGCAGCAGCAGCCCACGGGCGCCAACAUCCGCCGCGAGCUCGCGCGCCUCGUCGCCGACGCGCGCCCCGGGGACUCCCUCUUCUUCCACUACAGCGGCCACGGCACGCGCCUGCCGGCCGAGACCGGCCAGGACGACGACACCGGCUUCGACGAGUGCAUCGUCCCCUCCGACAUGAACCUCAUCACAGACCAAGAUUUCACAGAGCUCGUGCAGAAAGUCCCAGAUGGCUGCCUGUUCACCAUAGUCUCUGACUCUUGCCACAGCGGUGGCCUGCUUGACAAGGCCAAGGAGCAGAUUGGCCACAGCACAAAGCAGAACAAGGCGCAGCAAGGCAAACGGGAAGAGCGGUCUGAUUCCGGCUCGGGCGGCUUCCGGUCGUUCCUCAAACAGACCGUCCGGGACGCGUUCGAGUCCCAAGGAGUCCACUUCCCUCGCCGCGGCGGCCAGCAGAGCAGCUACGACGACGACGACGCUGAGGCCGAGGCGCCGAGCCUGGACUCAGGCACAGACGGGCACGUGAAGAACCGGUCGCUGCCCCUCUCGACAUUCAUCGAGAUGCUCAAGGAGAAGACGGGGAAGGAGGACAUCGAGGUGGGGUCGAUCCGGAUGACGCUGUUCAACGUCUUCGGCGAGGACGCGAGCCCCAAGAUCAAGAAGUUCAUGAAGGUGAUGCUGGAGAAGCUGCAGCAGGGGCAGCACGGCGGCGUGGUGGGCCUGGUGGGCGCGCUGGCACAGGAGCUGCUGAGGGCCAAGCUGCAGGGCAAGCAGGAGGAGCUGAAGCCGGCCAUGGAGCAGGAGGUGCACGGCGUGGAGGAGGUGUACGCCGGGACGGCGGCGAGGGCGCCCCACAACGGCGUCCUCAUCAGCGGGUGCCAGACCGACCAGACCUCGGCGGACGCGACGACCGCCAAGGGCCUGUCCUACGGCGCGCUCAGCAACGCCAUCCAGGCCAUCCUCGCGGAGAAGGACGGCAAGGUGAGCAACAAGGAGCUGGUGCUGAGGGCGCGCGGGCUGCUGUCCAAGCAGGGGUACAAGCAGCAGCCUGGGCUCUACUGCAGCGACAGGCACACCGAGACCCGGACGCCAUGUGUUGCUAAGAUUGGACUGUUUGAUGUUUCAUCUCAGAAUAACAAUCACAUGCUCUCAGACCAAGAUUUCACGGAGCUGGUGCGGAAAGUGCCCGAUGGCUGCCUCUUCACCAUGGAGCAGACCGGCAAGGACGACGUCGGCGUGGGCUCCAUCCGGACGACGCUGUUCCACCACUUCGGCGACGACGCCACGCCCAAGAUCAAGAAGUUCGUCAAGGCCGUGGUGGGCGGCAACGGCAAGCUCCGGCAUGGCGCUGAUCAGGCCGCCACGGUCACGGAGCUGAUCCCGAAGGCCAAGCCGGAGGGCGGGGGUCAGGCCGGCGCGCUCGGGCCAGCCAUGGAGCAGGAGGUGUGGAGCGUCGAGGAGGUGUACGCGGGGGCCACGGCGAAGGUGCCGCCGCCACGCAACGGCGUCCUGAUCAGCGGGUGCCAGACGGACGAGUCCUCGGCGGACCUGACCACGGCCAGCGGCGUGUCCUACGGCGCGCUCAGCAAUGCCAUCCAGGCCGUCCUCGCGGAGGAGAAGCGCGGGAAGAAGGUGACCAACAGGGAGCUCGUGCAGAGAGCGCGCGGGCUGCUGGCCAAGCAGGGCUACGUCCAGCAGCCUGGCCUCUACUGCAGUGAUGAGCACGCUGAUGCUGCCUUCAUUUGCUGAUUGGUGAAGCAUCACAUCGGUCGUGCUGUGCUGUGUGUCGACUAACCGUGUAUUUGCGCAUUUGCGCCGUGUGCUGAUUGCUUUUUGUGCUGCGGCAAUGGUUCAAAUUUUGGUUUCCCUCAUAUUUGGGCACCUUUGACAUGA